GCUGGAUUUUUUGAAUUAGUUGCGUGUGGUAGCUUGUUGACAUCAGUACCGGGUACCGGAUGCGGAUGCGGAUACGUGCGUGGCCCGCAAAUCUCUCGCCAAAUCUCGACAAGUCCUGACUUGACGCGCGACCCGCAGUUCAUAGUUUAGAGUUCAGCUGUUCAGCGGCUGGUGUGUGACAUCCCCAACUGACUUUUUUUUGUCAUCACUCUGUUCUGUCCAGCUGUGUUCUGUUUUUUUUUUAUAUUGGUCCGGAAUCACGUGUGUGUUGUUUUGAGUGCGAGUUUUAGUUGCCAGCAAUUGCCGCUGCCAGUUUGCAAUUAAAGACCAGCCGCAUGCAAAUGGCAAAUGUGAGGGGCUGAGGCGCUGAGGGACCAGCUGAAGGACUAACCGAGGGAUAACCGAGGGAUAACCGAGGCAUAACCAGAGGCAAAAUAUUAAAUACUGAAUGCCAGCUGCCAAGGGAAAGGCAGUUGCAGUUCAGCCCGCCUGUUGCCGUCGCCUGUCAGCAUUUUGCUAGAGUCACAAUCCCAGUCGCAGUCACAGUUGCCAUCACCAUCGCCAUCAGUUCCACCAGCACCAGCACCAGCCCAGUCUCCCUCAGGUGUCCUGAGCGACCAUCCAGCCACUUUGAGCGUGAACAGUUAUUGGCAUGCCACGCCCCCGCCCCCGCCAGGCGUAGCAAAAGGGGCUGGAACAGGAGCAGGAACAGGAGCAGGAGCAGGAACCGGAAGAAGAAGCGUAAAUAAAUAUGAUAAAGCUUAAGAAUAUAUAAUAAAGGAGCGAGCGGCAGAGGAGGGAAAGUUUAAAUGAAAUAACGCAAUAUAAAAACAUAAAUAACUAAGGGAAGUGCCGAGCAAGAAGGAGGAGCAGCGCACCGAGGAGCCCAAAAAAGUAGGCAACAAAAGCUGAGGCUGCGGAGCAGUUGAGCAGUUGAAAAUCUGCGCAGGCUGGCUGGCGGUGAGACAUCCAUUUGGCCCCCCCAAGAGCAGGGAAGAGCUAGCCCAGGAUAAGCAGCGCUAGCAGAAGGAGCAGGAGGAGUGGCGGAGCGGAGGAGGAGGAGAGGAGGAGCGGAGCAACAGCAGCCGGACAAGAGAGAAUAGAGCUCAAUUACGCCGCCAAACUGUCGUGUCAGCAACAACGUGAAAUGUGCAAUUCCUGGCUGGUGCUCAUAAUUGCGCUCUCCGUUGUCGUCUGCCUGUGGAACUCGCAACAAACCGAAACAUCCAAAUCAUGCCCAGCCGAGUGCAUCUGCUUGUCCCAGACUCAAGUGCUGUGUAACACCGGCGGCCUCGAGCAGAUCCCGCUGCGCCAGCUGCCGGCGACGGUGGAGAACCUGGCGCUGACCAAGAACAACUUCCCGAUCAUCAAGCCGGACUCGUUCGCCGGGCUGCGGGCGCUGAAGAAGCUCUCGCUGGACGGGAACAACAUCACGCGGAUCAAGCAGUUCGCCUUCCGCGGACUGCCGCGCCUCAAGGAGCUCUCGAUCCAGUACACGCCGCUGCAGAUGGUGGCCCAGUUCGCGUUCGCCGGGCUGCAGAACCUGUCGACCAUCCUGCUGAGCCACAACCAGAUCCAGCGGAUCGAGGGCAACGCCUUCGCGGGCACCUCGAACAUCAAGCUGAUCCUGCUGACCAACAAUCCGUUGAUCCGCAUCGACAGCUCGGCCUUCUCCAGCCUGACCAACGUGGGCCACCUGAUCCUGCCCUCGGGCAUCCGCAGCAUCGAGCAGGACGCCUUCUUCGGCAUGGACACGGUGGGUCUGCUCAAGCUGGCCUACAUGGACCUCAAGGAGGUGGCGCCCUUCACCUUCCGCGGCCUGUCGAAUGUCCUGCUGCUCACGUUGCAGGAGUCGGAUCUCGGGGUGAUUUGUGCGGACGCCUUCACCGGACUCACCCAGGUGGAGACGCUGCAGAUCCUGAACAACAAGAUCGACUCGAUCGAGGAGCUGAACUUCACCAGCACGGCGGCCAUAAAGCACCUCAAGUUCUUUGGAAACCACGUGCUAGAGACUCCCGAUCCCAACUCAAUCAUCGUCGACGGCGUGGAGCACCUGCAGCUGGUGAGCAACCACUUCCCCUGCGGCUGCCACAUUCACACCCUGCUCGACGGCCCGCUGGCCGAGGGCGCCCACAACCUGACCGACUUUCUGCAGAAGAACUACUGCAUCUCGCCGCUGGAGGUCAACGGUCGGGUGAUGAGCGAGCUGGACAUCGACUCCAUCGGCCGCUGUUCCGACCAGCUGACCAAGGGUAAUCUGGGCAGCUCAGCGGCCUCGCUGGCCCUCGGAAUCAACUCGAUGCUGCUUAUCGCGGUCGCCAGUUGUGCGGAGUGGCGUCACGUCCGGCUGCUGGCCAACCGGCUGGCCCAGCUCCUAGGUCACGUGGCCUGGCGACGGCGCCGGAAAAGGCGAAAGGGCAAUUAGGCGGAGGUGUCCUACACAGAAUACCGGAGAGAACUGCAGACUUCAGCUCGAGAUCCUGGAGGCAGAAGUCGCUUCCCCUGAACUCCCGAUGAUUCCGAUCGCCGACUCCGCCAGGGUAUCUGUCAUCCAUUAUACACCAUAUACAUGUAUGUAGUAUGUGGUGUUUAUGUAGCUGCAACGUAGAGUAAAAAGCUGCAGAUUGCCAAAUGUAAAACUCUGCAGUUUUGCUAUCAUCAUGCGAAAUCUAGGAGUCUGAUGCCGUUGAUGUCGCUCCAACUUCCCUUCUUGCCAUUUGCCAUUUGCCAUUUACCCCGUUCGCCGUUCCCCGUUCCCCGUUCGCCAU
Messenger RNA from Drosophila simulans, 2768 nucleotides. Its product is annotated as chondroadherin. NCBI's taxonomy places the organism in Eukaryota, Metazoa, Arthropoda, Insecta, Diptera, Drosophilidae. The record is from RefSeq and is a predicted model, not a curated record. Gene Ontology annotation, cellular component: plasma membrane. Bases 1148 to 2425 code for a protein of 425 amino acids. The transcript is spliced from 5 exons. Gene Ontology annotation, molecular function: protein binding.